AUGAAGGGAGAAAUUACUCUCGAUGGAGCGAUUGCGCUUCUAUCGUCGGAGAAGAUCAAGGACCGCGCAGAUGGCUUAGCCGACUUGAAAUAUAUUCUCCAGCAGAAUAAGCGGAAUUCGAAACUGCAAUCAAUGAGCGACAAGGCUUGUCACAAGAUCUUCGAGUCUUUAUUCCGUCUUAUCUCCACGGAGAAAUCAUUGUAUAACCGAGCAAGUUCCAAAGGAGCUGCUUCUUCGCGCCUGUCUGCAUGUGUCUCCGUUCUCCGUACAGCUGUUGAUGCUUUGUUGCGCAACUUGCGGACCAAGUCAGUUCGAGCUGUUCUUGACCAUAUCACCGAUGCCUUGGCCAAUCCAGGGACAGCUCUUUUUGAGCUUCUCAGUGUGGACUAUACGAAGUGCUUGAGUACGAUCUUACAUUACCCCCCACAUGUUGAACACCUGGGCGUGGAAGAAUGGGAGAAUGUCAUGCACUUCUGUCUCAGAAUCAUCGAUGUUUCGGAUGACGAAGACAGUCAACGAAGCACAUGGAGCCCUCGCACAUCUAUUUUGGAUGACUACCUUAGUGCUAGCGGUGGCCGAUCGACACCGUCCAGGAUGACACCCUCGCUAGCCCUUAGAGAGAAACCCAAAGGGUCUGCUGGGGCAGUUGAAGAAGCCCUGACAUGUAUCAGGAUACUCUCGGGAGUCGCAAACGCGCCUAUUCAAGAAAAUGCCGAAAGCAUACUUCCUACGCUGGCAAAAUAUGUAAGGUCCUCGUCUCUUGCCGGAAGUGGUCAUCAAUCAGCCUUUUCUACCAUUAAUACAGUGGCGAUGAGAAUCAUAUUCGAUAACUCAGAGCUCACUCGAAACAUAUUACUUGACCUAGUUCCAUCCAUUCGACAACACUGGGCCACGAAGCUUAUAGGCCUGAGGGACGAAUUGCUCGUCACUGCCAUGCUUGUUGUGGCUAUCCUCACUGAUGAAGUUCGGAGAGCACCUGCGGCUGAUUUAGAAAAUACAAUUGAUGGGCUUAUGAAUACUUUACAGAGCGAGUAUUCCAAGCGUCCUGAGAAGGACAUCCUCCAGGUGGAUGAGGUGGUGUUCGACUCGAUUAGUUCAGCACCGCAUGAAAAAUUUCACCUGUGGCCGCGACUCGAGGGUGCUAGAUCUGAGCAUAAUUGGACAGUAGUCUGGGUUAUCGCAAGAUUGAUGGAGAUAUCUGAAGAGCUGGCUACACGGUUGUCCCCCCUUGCUGAGGGCGAAACUCCGAGUAAAAAGCAACGGCUCGGGUCGAAGAUAGACGAUGUUUUUCGAGAUUCUACCGCGUCUUUUGGCGCUAGAAGAGUGCCUGCCCUGCAGUUGAUUCCUUUUCUCCCCAAUAAUUAUGUCACCAUCGAGUCAAAAGUCUCCUUGCUGGAGCGAUUAAUCCCAAAUAUACACGACGACAAUAGCGCCGUAUCUUCCUGGACAAUGAUUGCGAUUGCAAGUGUCGCAGCCAGCCCCGAGGCAGAUGCGCCGAUUCUCAAACGACAUUGGCAACAAGUAUGGGACUUAACGUCUCGUGCAUCUACGUCACAGUUCACGUCCAGGGCUGCUUGUAAUCUCCAGAACAAUAUUCUUCAGUUUGGCCUGCUGGACUACUCCGCCGUGGCUGAGACGACGGAUGCAAUGCUUUCAUUUGUCAACUUGAAUGGGCCGUCAACUCUGUCCGAUGCAUCUCUUGAGUUAUGGGCAAGUGUAAUUAAAAUGACAACCCAAAUGAACCCAGGAUCUGUUUCAAAUGCAUCUAGCCAAAUUUGUGCGUGGUUGAGAGAUGCGUGGAGCAUUGGGACAUCGGUGGAUAGAACACAAACAUCGCAGAUUGCUGCAUUUGCACGCCCACUUGAACUUCUGAGUUUAAUCAUGGCAUGUACAAACAGGCCCUUUUGCCAAACUAGGGUCUUGUUUAAAGGCCCAACAGGCAUCAUUGCGAAGUGUUGGUUUUUUUACCACACAAACAAAAGAAUAUGGAGCUAUCUUUUUGAUAUACACAAACUACUAGAUGUAUAUGAUAUGUGGGAUGCGGAAGAGACGGUUUCUAUCCAGGAAUUUUCACAGCUUGACCCAAAUGAUUUGGGUAUCAUUGACCUGUUGCAAGCAAAAUCUGAGCAUUUCCUCCACUCUUGGCAAGCAUUAUCCGAAGACAAAUCACGGCAUGUCACAUCGGAUAUUGUCCAGAUACUUACGUCCUUCUGCAUAACUGUUGUUAUAUACAGUUCUUGCCUACCGGAGCAGUCAGGAUCUCGGCUACAGGUCUUACACACAAAUACUCAUCGUUUAUGGGAGAGCAUAUGCUCAUUUCUGACUUCAUACGAAUCUACAUUCAUUCUACCUGCCUUAAUAUUAUUCCCGCCCUUUAUUCCUCUGGAUUCAUACUUUUCCAAAGCAGCGGCUGGUGCUCACAAGGCUCUCUAUGAACUUGUAUCUCCUUUGAACAGAGUUCUCGAAGGCUACAGACAGUCUCAUAAAGAGACAUCUGCUGCCAACGAGGGGGAUGGGGACAUGGAUUUGGACGAUCCCUUUUUGACAUCAACGAACCAAAUCGAGGAGGUGUCAAACAUCAUAUCUGCGAAUCGGACAGACCUACCCCUAUUUCAUGAUACUGCUAGCUUUCAGCGUUACAUGACCAUCCGUCUUUCUCUUUUUCAGCGGAUAUCUGCCAAAGUUGACCCCUCUCAACAACUAGCAGAUGAAGCUCUGGAUGAGUAUUUGACCAGUCUUGACCAAAUUGACUUUCUGGCAGCACAUGAAUUUCUACCUUACGUUUAUAAGUCAUGUGCUGAAAUGGAGAGAGAAUCCCUACUCGGAAUACUUGAAGAUCUAGGCGAAAAGUGUCUCCAAUCAUAUGAGUUGGAGCGCUGUGAAAAUUCACACCUGAUUUGUAUUCGCAUGAUGGACAGCGUUGUCAAAUCAUGGACCAGUGGAAUUCAAGACAAUCUCAGUGAUUCGGCUGCAGACAUUUAUACCUGGUUCACCGAAGUUUUUCUAAAGAAAGGAAGGGCAUCUCCAUCAGUUCUGGUUGCAUUCGCCCACCUCCUAGGAGACGUCCUGAGCUUGAACCCCAUGUACCUGAGUGACCCGUCAAGCCCAUCCCCUAGAACGACGCUCCUCAGGAUUAUCGGAGAAGGGGGCGUGCUGGUUAAGUUUAACGCGGGAAACCUGAUUCCUCAACUAUUUGGGCAAUUUCUUCUCAAGGAUCAUGAUGCUAUAUUCAAUGACGUCCUUGAUUGUCUCCCGCGGGAUCCUGAUUGGCAAGAAGGCAUCGCUGUUCGAUUGUUCAUACUUGCCCAGCUUGCUUCUAAAUGGCACACACUACUUCGAAGGAGCAUUUAUCACAUUUUUGAGACUCCGGCUCAAGUGCAUCACUCUCUAUGGUACGCCGAAAAAUGCCUACAGCAGGUCUCGGAAGCGCUGGGGCUUCCCGAUGCGACGGAGAUAUUUCGACUUUUCUCAUCUCAGAUAAUCUAUACCUGGACUGAAACGCAGUCGGUAAUGUCUAUGCCCUUUAGCAUUUUUGGUUAUGCUAGUCUCGAGGACAUGCUAAGUGAUGCUCAAGACGAGAUUGUUGGUCAAAUAAUGAUGCGCGCCAGUGAGACUGAUGCUGCAGAACUAUCAAAGUUUAUGCGUCGGCCAUUCGUUGAGCUCCUGGCAGACUCUUUCUACAAGGCAGAGGCAUAUACUAUAGCCCGUGACAUAAGUACCCCUCCAGGGCAGGGAAGUCAGCCCAGGGGCGUGGAGAAUCGACUAAAGAAGAUCCUAGGCGCUAACCAGUUCAUGACGUUGAUCGAGGCACAAUUCCCGCAAAUUAUAGCCACAUUUUUUGGGAGCCUGGACCUUUACGAGCAGGUUGAAAAGGCAUUCUCGAGACGGGAAGGUUUCCGAGAGGCGCUUAAUACGUUCAAACAUAUAUCUGACAAGGGCCACGCGAGAACUGUGCUGCCGGCAAACCAACAACCGUCGUUCAGAGCACGGUUCCUUCUCGACGAACUUGAGUUCCUAUGCAAACGUAGUGGCUAUGAACUUGAGACCAUCUGGUCUCCUAGUUUAGCAUCAUAUGUCUGUCGGACACUGUUGGAAUCAAUCCAUCCUGCCCUUGGCUCCCUACAUGCUUGCUCUGUGAUACGGAAGAUCAAGAUCUUGGUAUGCGUGGCUGGUCCUGUCAUGCUGAGUGACUACCCGUUCGAAAUGAUUAUCCAUGCUCUUCAACCAUUCCUUGUGGAUAUAUUUUGCUCCGAGGAUGCGCUGUCAAUAUUCUGGUAUUUGCUGGAGGCCGGGAAGCCAUAUUUGACUGACAACCCGGGUCUAAUGGCUGGGAUUGCAGUUUCUACGUCACUAUCCUUGAAAAGGUUCCUGGCAUCGCCCCCUAUGAACCCGCAGCACGGACAUCAAUUGCAGAUUGUUGUUGGUAACAUCCAAACGUUCUAUGGAUGGUUCGAAGAAUAUCUCAAUUCCUACGAGUCGCCUGUCUUGGACGAUUACUCUUCCGAACGUUUUCAGCGGUUCACUGGUUCUUUGCAGGCCACGGCGGGACAAGAACCCAGCUCAACCAGUGUGAGUGAAAGUAACCUACUGCUCGAAGUGCUAAAGGAUCGCGAAUCCAAGAGCAGCCUCCUCAACAAACCAAUAUCUGAUCAUAUUAUUUCGCUGCUUUGUACUACCUCCAACGGGGCGGCUGGGUAUCACCUCACAGCCAUUGAACAUGUUGAAGAUGCCAUUGAUAACGCCAUCAUCGUAUGCCAAACUCUCCGAGAUUUCAAUCCCGGUCCUGAAUAUCGGUCUUGGGCUGCGAGAGUGAUCGGAAAAGCUUUUGCGGCUACUGGCAAAAUAAAUGAUGCACUAUUAAGAGAGCAGGACCUUGCAUUCUUUCGACCCCUCUCGCCGCAGUCUGAUAUUGAUAUCCUCUGCCGUUCCAAGGCAAAUAUUCUCCAACUUCUUUGCAGCAUACUGCUAAAUAGUAACCAAACAGGGCCCAUUGAGCGUACCUUACAGCUCAUUGUUACUAACCUUGCCAACUUUCCCGACUUUGAACUUUGUGCGGCCAACAUUCCUCCUUCACUCAUGAAGGCCCUCACAUGGAGUCCUUACCAGUGCCCCGGUGUAUCUUUAAGUGCCCUAGAGGCUAAAGAACGCGACCGUGUACGCGGAUGGGAUGUCAGUCUUUCACCUUCUUUCUGGGCGCGCAAUGUCGGCCUUCUUCUUUCGAAAACAGCAUCAGAUGAUCCAGUUAUUGGGCCAUUGAGCAGUAUUUUAUACCUCGUCCCCGAUUUGGCAGCCCGGCUACUCCCCUACAUUCUGCAUGAUGCUCUGCUGGCGGAGCUUCGAGGAGAGAUUGAGAUACGGGAGAGUAUAUCGCAGAUCUUCAAAGAGGUUUUGCAAAGCCAUGAAGAUAUGACGGUCCCCCAUUUACGACUUAUCAUCAACUGCAUCCUUUACCUGCGCAAUCAACCCCGACCAGGCGAGCAUACGACGAUAGUCGAACAAGAAGCUUGGCUGGAUAUCGACUACGCAGUAGCUUCCUCGGCUGCCAGUAGAUGCAGAAUGCCUAAAACAGCCCUCAUGUUCCUUGAGAUUCAUGCAUCGCGUUCUGUGUCUGGCUCGCGCCGGUCUUCUGUUGCUAAAUACGAGCCACCAGCAACACUUCUGCACGACAUUUUCAAGAACAUCGAUGAUCCAGACUUCUUCUACGGAAUCCAGCAGACCUCAUCUCUGGAUUCUGUCAUGGAAACGCUCGAGCACGAGAGUUCGGGAUUCAAAAACCUCCUGUUCCAAAGCGCGCAGUACGACAGCCAGGUGCAGAUGACUGGUUCUGGGAAUACAUAUGGUGUUCUCAAGGCACUAAAUUCGACCAAUCUUCAGGGAAUCGCUAAUUCUAUGCUUGGUGCCCUUGGAAACUCAGGUGAUGCUGCGGUUCCGUUUAGCAGCAUGCUUAAGGCUGCCACAAAUCUGCGGCAAUGGGACAUACCUGUUUCCCCGCUAAAUUCAUCCCCUUCGGCGACCAUCUUCAGAGCUUUUCAGAACUUGAAUACAUAUGGAACGUUGACUGACAUGCGUGCAUCUAUUGACGAAAGCUUGACAACCAGUUUGGCUUUGAUAGAUAGCGAUAGUCGAUCAGCGAUUUCCUUGCGAACAGCGAUGAGGGUCCUCGGCAUCCUGACUGAAAUUGAGGAGGUUCUAAAUUCAAAAACAGCGGAUGAAGUCAGCCAGGCAUGGCAGAAGGUUUCAGAAAGGACAUCCUGGUUGAAAACUACUGACGUCCACGAAGUUGGCGAAAUCCUGAACUCACACGAGACGCUGUUCUCAUCUAUAAAGCAGAAUGAUUAUCUCAAAUCCGCGUUCAACUUGGGUGAUCAUGAUGCGCAGCUGCUCGAGGUGAAAGUCAUCCGUCAGUCCCUACAUAUCGCUAGAAAUCAUGGAAUCGCGCAGGCUUCGCUCAAGUCCGCUGUAUACCUGUCAAAACUCUCAGAUCAAAGCACUUCAUUAGGACUGAAUGUCGAAGGCGUGGCAAAGUUCGACCUAGCCAAUGUGCUAUGGGAUCAAGGGGAAAUGGCGCCGUCAAUCCAAAUUCUUCAACAGCUCAGGGAUAGGAAUGACAUCCACAAACAAGCAAUUCCUAUGAGCCGGGCAGAACUUCUUGUUACUCUAGGUCACCACAUCGCGGAAGCUCGCUUGGAGAAGCCAGAGGCGAUUAUUCAGAAUUAUCUAGCACCUGCGGUCAAGGAACUGAAGGGCCGAUCAGAGGCCGAAGACGCCGGACGAGUCUACCAUGGGUUUGCCAUGUUUUGUGACCAGCAAUUGCAGAACUCUGAUGGAUUGGAAGACUUUUCGCGUGUUGAACAACUCCGCAAUCGCAAGGAAAAGGAAGUCCUCGCCCUUGAUGCAAUGCUUAGAACUGCAGAAGGCAAAGAACGAGACAACCUUAAGUUUCAUAGGGCAAAAACAAAGCAAUGGUUCGAUCUCGAUGACCGCGAGUACCAGCGUCUCAAGCGCAGUCGAGAAGCCUUCCUUCAGCAAUGCCUUGAGAACUAUCUUAUUUGCUUAAAGGAAAGCGAAGCAUACAAUAACGACGUUCUCCGCUUCUGCGCGUUGUGGCUUGACCAGUCGUACAGCGACAUUGCCAACAGGGCAGUCUCAAAAUAUCUUGCAGAUGUCCCUAGUAGAAAGUUUGCCCCUCUAAUGAACCAACUAACGUCGCGUCUCCUGGACAUAUCCGAUGAUUUCCAGGGUCUGCUCUCUGCCGUGAUUUUCCGGAUUUGCUCUGAGCAUCCAUUCCACGGAAUGUACCAAAUCUUUUCAAGCAGCAAAUCCAAGGGCGGGAAAGAUGAAUCGGCAUUGUCACGCAAUCGAGCCGCCACACAUUUGGCUGACAUCCUUAGGAGUGAUAGGAAGAUAGGGCCGUUGUGGGUGGCGGUUCACAAUGCAAAUAUCAACUAUGUGCGAUUUGCCGUCGAACGGUUGGACGACAAGACUAAAAGUGGUGCAAAGGUUCAGCUCAAAAAAUUGCAGACCGGCGUACGUCUUGAACAAGAUGCCGUAACCCAACGGCUACCACCCCCAACCAUGAAGAUCGAGAUCCGCAUCGACUGCGACUAUAAUGAUGUCCCUAAGCUUAUUCGGUAUAACCCCGAGUUUACUAUUGCGUCUGGUGUAAGCGCGCCUAAAAUUGUCACUGCAGUGGCCAGUAAUGGUGUGCGGUAUAAGCAACUUUUCAAGGGGGGCAAUGAUGAUUUGCGGCAGGACGCUAUCAUGGAGCAAGUCUUUGAGCAAGUCAGUAGCCUUCUCAAAGACCACCAGGCUACCCGACAGCGGAAUCUGGGCAUCAGGGCCUAUAAAGUACUUCCUCUGACCUCAAACGCGGGUAUCAUCGAAUUUGUCCCCCAUACAAUACCGCUUAACGAAUAUUUGAUGCCCGCACAUCAAAGAUACUACCCGAAAGAUAUGAAACCCAACGCCUGCCGCAAGCAUAUUGCCGAUGUGCAGACACGAUCCUUCGAGCAGCGUGUUCGAACCUACCGGAAUGUGACCGACCACUUCCAUCCUGUUCUGCGGUACUUCUUCAUGGAAAAGUUCAACAACCCAGACGACUGGUUUGGAAAGAGACUCUCGUACACCCAGAGCACGGCAGCGAUAUCAAUGUUGGGCCACGUUCUUGGACUUGGGGAUCGUCACGGGCAUAAUAUCUUACUCGAUGAGGGGACUGGCGAAGUCGUACAUAUCGAUUUAGGUGUCGCCUUCGAGCAGGGGCGCGUUCUACCUGUCCCAGAAGUUGUUCCGUUCCGCCUAACGCGCGAUCUGGUUGACGGAAUGGGGAUUGCUAAGACCGAAGGGGUCUUCCGGCGUUGCUGUGAAUUUACCCUGGAAGCGCUUCGACAGGAAUCUUACAGCAUCAUGACGAUCCUUGACGUGCUCCGGUACGAUCCGUUAUACAGCUGGACAGUAUCGCCAUUACGGAUGAAAAAGAUACAGGAGCAGGAACCGGGAGAUGGCCCUCCAGUCCUACCGGGCUCGACAGUCGAUCAACGACCCACGAAUGAGCCAAGUGAGGCUGAUAGGGCUUUGACUGUUGUUGCGAAGAAACUGAGCAAGACCCUAAGCGUUACGGCCACUGUGAAUGAACUGAUCCAGCAAGCGACGGACGACAAGAACCUCGCUGUGCUGUACUGCGGCUGGGCUGCAUAUGCAUGA
Molecule: messenger RNA, 8700 nt
Organism: Aspergillus puulaauensis
Lineage: Eukaryota; Fungi; Ascomycota; Eurotiomycetes; Eurotiales; Aspergillaceae
Gene: atmA
Product: DNA-binding protein kinase TEL1
Exons: 8
Coding region: 1-8700 (2899 amino acids)
Biological process (GO): DNA repair
Molecular function (GO): protein serine/threonine kinase activity; protein binding
Source: RefSeq, a predicted model, not a curated record